Molecule: messenger RNA, 820 nt
Organism: Porites evermanni
Lineage: Eukaryota; Metazoa; Cnidaria; Anthozoa; Scleractinia; Poritidae
Source: the annotation of a GenBank genome assembly
UAUAUUCGAAGCAAAGGCUACCGUGUCGUGGAGAUGUGGGAAUGUGAAUGGCGCCGGAUGAAGAGAACCAACCGAGAACUGCAGCGGUUUAUCGAUACAGAAGUGAGAAGAACCCUCGACAAAGUAAAGAUCAUGAGUGCGGAGCGAAUUUUGAGCGAGGUGCGAAAUGAGCGUUUGUUUGGGUGCGUGGAAGUGGAUAUUCGCGUACCAGAGCAUUUGAAAGAGAAGUUCAGCGAGAUGUGCCCGAUCUUUAAAAACACCAACAUCAGUCGAGAGGAUAUUGGAGAGUUCAUGAAAGCGUACGCUGAGGAGCACGGCAUCAUAGCUCAGCCCCGUCGCAGCUUGAUCGGGAGCAUGAAAGGAGAUAAGAUUCUGCUGGCUGCACCUCUUCUGAAAUGGUACUUGGAACAUGGUUUAGAGGUCACGAAAGUGCACCAAGUGAUCGAGUUCACCCCUGAGCCCUGCUUCAAAUCCUUUGGAGAUGCUGUGUCUGACGCGAGACGAGCAGGCGAUGUAGACCCGAACAAAGCCAUCAUUGCGGAUACCAGGAAAUUGGUAAGUUUUUGUUUCAUUCUGGGAUCAUAGGUAGGAGAACGAUAUGUUUGUAUACAGAAAACUGAUAUAAACCUUGCUUUUUUAGGUGGGAAAUUCAUCGUAUGGUAAAACAAUCACCUACCAAUUGAAGCAUAGGAACGUGGAGUAUUGCAGUGAUGCCGAAGCGAGCCGAAAAGUGAACACCCCUCUCUUCCGCAAGCUGGAUAAUAUCACCGAAGAUACUUAUGAAGUAGAGUCUUGUAAAAAAACCAUCAAGUUAAACUGA